GAUUAGACACUAUUUCAUUGAUCGGAACCCAUGACUCAGCUACGUACAAAGUAUUUGGCAUACCUUAUGUGGGGACACAAUCCAUGACAAUAACUAAACAAUUAGAAGCUGGCAUACGUGUAUUCGACAUGCGAGUACGUUUGAUUGAAAAUAUUUUUGCGAUGCAUCACGAGCGUAUUUAUUCAAAAAUCAUGUUCGGAGAUAUUAUAAAUGAAAUAGAUGCUUUUGUAACAUCCAAUCCGAAAGAAUUUGUAAUUAUGUUCAUGCAGGAAGAGUGGUAUCGGGAAAACACAGAUAUGGACGAAUGUCAAAUUUUGGAAAGAUACAUUGAGCAGUAUACUGAUUUAUUUGUUAAAUAUUGGUCAUUCACCAACGCUAUCGGACAACAUCGUGGAAAAAUUUUAUUGUCCAGAGCUCAUAGAGGUUUUUUUACAUGUACAAAUUGGAUAUUAUUCUGUGGAGAACAGAAUAACUGGGAGGUGUCUCUCUAUUGCACUAAAGAUAAUAAAUGGAAGGAUAUUAAAAAUCUUCAAGAUGAAAUUUUUGAAUCAGAAGAACAUCUUCCAUGCUAUAUAAAUUACUUGUCAGGCAAUGGUAUUUUUUAUCUACCUUCACAAGUAUGCUGUAAAUCCAGGGUUCCUAUGGACCUUAAUUUUGGAAUGUUUAUUGAAGAGCUUGGAAUGAAUGAUAAAAUGGUUGAUUAUUUUCGUAAUCCAAAAAAUACGAUGUAUAUCGUGAUGGCCGAUUUUCCAUCUAUUCAACUGAUUCAAAAAAUUGUAAACAGUAAUUUUGAGUGAUUUUUGGCAUUUACUGUAUCUUCAAAAAUCAUAAAAAAAAUUUACAAUUAUUUCUGAAUUGUAA
Cotesia glomerata is the source of this 861-nucleotide messenger RNA. RefSeq lists its product as uncharacterized. The coding region runs from base 84 to 797 and encodes 237 amino acids. Gene Ontology annotation, molecular function: phosphoric diester hydrolase activity. Lineage: Eukaryota; Metazoa; Arthropoda; Insecta; Hymenoptera; Braconidae. Gene Ontology annotation, biological process: lipid metabolic process. The record is from RefSeq and is a predicted model, not a curated record. The transcript is spliced from 2 exons.